AUGAAACCAACACUUCUCCUCGUCGCGGCUGGACUCGCCGUCGCCCAGAACGGGGGAUACUUCCCGGGAGAGCCGGAUUGCGCUAUUCCCUGCCUCACCUCGGCCAUCUCCAAAGCUGGCUGCGCCCUGAGCGACAUAUCAUGCCAAUGCGGCCCCACCCAAUCCGUCAUUGGCAUGAACGCCGCGGGUUGCCUAACCGGCGCUUGCAGCGCCGACGAGCUCCAACAGGCCCUGAGCGCUGGCCUGGCCGUAUGCUCGAGCUUUAGUGCUGGCGAUCUGACCAUCACAUCGACUGCCGCACCGACCACGGGCACCGCUUCGUCCUCGGCGAGUAUCAGCAUUACAUCGCCGCCUUCGUCGACGCCUUCGUCGACGGCGACUGGGGACAGCACAUCCACGGCAAUCCCUACUAGCUUGGCGUCGACGGAGACUCUGACGAGGACGGAUUCCACGCCUAGUGCUUCGCUUAGCUCGAUUAUUGCGAGUCAGUCGAGCGCGGCGGGGGCGCCGGCUAGGGUUGCUGGUGGUUUCUUAGCUGGCUUGGUUGGGAUCGUUGCUGCUCUCUGA
Messenger RNA from Pseudomassariella vexata, 567 nucleotides. RefSeq lists its product as uncharacterized. Lineage: Eukaryota; Fungi; Ascomycota; Sordariomycetes; Amphisphaeriales; Pseudomassariaceae. The transcript has 2 exons. Bases 1 to 567 code for a protein of 188 amino acids. The record is from RefSeq and is a predicted model, not a curated record.